Messenger RNA from Diaporthe batatas, 1667 nucleotides. RefSeq lists its product as uncharacterized. Gene Ontology annotation, cellular component: mitochondrion. The transcript is spliced from 2 exons. NCBI's taxonomy places the organism in Eukaryota, Fungi, Ascomycota, Sordariomycetes, Diaporthales, Diaporthaceae. Bases 424 to 1350 code for a protein of 308 amino acids. The record is from RefSeq and is a predicted model, not a curated record.
CGGGCACAGCUCGACCGACUGACGAUGAGGCCAUCCGUACUUCCUCUGUGCGCUCUCCCUCGCGGAAACUAGUCAUUCACCCUGCAAGAGCUGGCUACCUAGGUACGGAGUACCCUCGGCCUUCUUCCACUGCCCGUCUGUCUGCUUUUUCGUAUAAUUCAUCUGCCCAAACCGCCCCUUCCUGAAAUUCCCAGAGGAAGACCUGGCGCAGCAUGGACGAGAAGACAGACCACGUCAAGUGAAGCACCAUCCCGUCCUUUCUCUUGCUUUUUCCUCGAGAAGGACAAAAAAACACACUCUUUUCCUCUCCUGUUCUUGCCGUGUCUUUCACUGCUGCUACGGCUCGCAAUCUGUUGUUGCAGGAGAGAGACAGAGCGAGAGAGAGAGAGACGACUGUCCUGAAGCCCAAGAGAUCGACUCGCCAUGGCUGACCGAGACAAUGGCGGCAAGCCGGGCGAACCGGCCGGCCAGAUGAGCCUCAAGGCACCGCAGCACAUCUCGAGGAAAGACGUGGCUCCCGUGGUUGCGGUGGUCGAGAACAGGUGGAACACCAAGAACCUCGGGCUCAGGUGGGCAGCAGACAUCGCGAGCGCCUCCUGCGCCGCCGGUCUCGUUGCGCCCCUGAUCUCCAUCAUCGACCGAUCCAUAAUGGAGAACGCGUCCGGCCGCGCCACCCUCCUCGACUCGGUCAAGUCCUCGCUGCGGCAGCUCGUGCUCCGCCCGCACACCAUGCUGCUCUCCAAGCCCGUCGCGCUCAUCUUCAUGGCCUACGGCGGCACCUACCUCUCCGCCAACACCGUCGACACCGUCUACUCGACCACGAGGGACAAGCCCGCCACCCUCGUCACCUCGGGCACCGCCAAGUUCGCCCUGUCCUCCGCCUCCAACAUCGGCCUGGGCGUCUACAAGGACCAGAUCUACGCCCGCAUGUUCGGCCCCGCCGGCGCCGCCGCCCGCGCCGUCCCCGCCGCCUCGUACGCCCUCUUCACCAUGCGCGACUGCCUGACCAUCUUCGCCAGCUUCAACAUGCCCAUGAUGCUGGGCCCGGCCGUCCACGCCGCCCUCGGCGAGUCCCUCUCGAGGCAGGUCAGCGGCCAGACCGUCGUGCAGUUCGUCGCCCCGGCCUUCGUCCAGAUCUUCUCCACCCCCGUGCACCUGCUCGGCCUGGACCUGUACAACCGGCCCCGCUGCGAGAGGUCCGGCCUGCCGAGCCCCGGCGAGCGCUGGGCCCAGGUCUACAAGAACUGGGGCGUCAGCGUCAUCGCCAGGCUGUGCCGUAUCAUCCCUGCCUACGGCAUUGGCGGCGUCGUCAACUCCAAGGUGCGCCGUAGCCUCAUGGAGAAGCUCUAACUCUGUUGUUUUCCCCCAUUCGGCACCCGGGAGAGUGUAGAUAUAUACUAGGCACUCUACUGUUGGAGGAUCGUUGAUGGUGUGCGUGAUGAUCCUUUCUUCAUAUUUGCACAAUAGGCGCAUGACUUUCGGCAUGGCGUUCCGGCACGGGACUUGUUUGUGUUUCACUUCUUUUUCCAUUCGAUACCCAUGGACAGAUGAUCUUUUCUCAUCUACAUGAUCUGUGCAAGUAUAGACCACUAGACGUUAGAUUAGAUGACGAUAGACAUGGAAAUGCAUCAGGGGCUCCUGGUAAGGGCGCCUGCGGGUUUAUGGUG